This is a messenger RNA of Balearica regulorum gibbericeps (East African grey crowned-crane), 586 nucleotides long. Lineage: Eukaryota; Metazoa; Chordata; Aves; Gruiformes; Gruidae. The record is from RefSeq and is a predicted model, not a curated record.
GUUACAAAGUGGGAUGAACCUGCAGAUUUGCUUCGUGAACGACAGUGGCAGCGACAAGGACAGCGAUGCCGACGACAGCAAGACAGAAACCAGCCUGGACACCCCGUUGUCGCCCAUGAGCAAGCAGAGCUCGUCCUACUCCGACAGAGACACGACGGAGGAAGAGUCGGAGUCCCUCGAUGACAUGGAUUUCCUCACCAGGCAAAAGAAACUCCAAGCUGAAGCCAAAAUGGCCUUGGCUAUGGCGAAGCCUAUGGCCAAAAUGCAGGUCGAGGUGGAAAAGCAGAACAGGAAGAAAUCGCCGGUAGCGGAUCUUCUGCCACAUAUGCCUCAUAUAAGUGAAUGCCUGAUGAAGAGAAGUUUAAAACCCACUGAUCUAAGAGACAUGACUAUCGGGCAGCUACAAGUGAUAGUCAAUGAUCUCCACUCACAGAUAGAAAGCUUGAACGAGGAGCUGGUACAGCUGCUGCUCAUUCGGGACGAGCUGCACACGGAGCAGGACGCGAUGCUGGUGGACAUCGAGGACCUGACCAGACAUGCCGAAAGUCAGCAGAAGCACAUGGCGGAGAAGAUGCCGGCAAAAUGA